Molecule: messenger RNA, 6054 nt
Organism: Thrips palmi
Lineage: Eukaryota; Metazoa; Arthropoda; Insecta; Thysanoptera; Thripidae
Product: protein madd-4-like
Exons: 25
Coding region: 183-3956 (1257 amino acids)
Biological process (GO): extracellular matrix organization
Cellular component (GO): extracellular matrix
Molecular function (GO): metalloendopeptidase activity
Source: RefSeq, a predicted model, not a curated record
GGAAGCGGCGCGGCCGCCGGGACCACCGCAAGGAGGACGGCGACGACAACGGGGACGACGAGGAGGAGGAAGAGGACGACGACGAGGACGAGGACCACGUGGACGUCGGCUCGGGUCCCAUCGUGGAGGUGCUGGCCCCCAAGGCGCAGGACGGCACGCGGUGCCGGCCCGGCAGCCUGGACAUGUGUAUCAACGGCAAGUGCCAGCACGUGGGCUGCGACCUGCGCAUCGGGUCCCGCAAGACGGUGGACGCGUGCGGCGUGUGCGGCGGCGACGGUUCGUCGUGCGCCACGCCACUGUACCACUGGGACACGGUGCCCUCCUCGCUGUGCAGCGAAGCGUGCGGCGGCGGGUACCGCAGCGCGUCUCACGUGUGCAAGAACAGAGUGACCGGGCUGGAGGUGGAGGACGCGCUGUGCGACCAGACGCGGCGGCCGGAGGGCGAGGUGGAGCCUUGCAACACGCACCGCUGUCCCGCCAAGUGGAUUGCCGAGGCCUGGGAGAUGUGCUCCGUUUCCUGCGGCGGCGGUGUCCGGCACAGGGACGUCUACUGCGCCGAGGUCAUCAGCGGCAACCUCACCAAGGUCUCGGACGACAUGUGCUACGGCACGGCCAAGCCCCGCCACAAGGAGCCGUGCGCCUCGGAGAAAUGUCCCACCUGGGACUCCGGGGAGUGGAGCGAGUGCUCCGCGAGCUGCGGCAUGGGCAUCCAGACGCGGCCGCUGGCGUGUGUGGACAGCUACGGCUCCUCUCUGGACGACACCGCCUGCGAUCCGCUGCGACAGCCGCCCCUCACGCGCACCUGCGCGGCGCCGUCGCCGUGCCCGCAGCACGCCUACAACUCGCUGCUGCCCACCUCAGAAUCGGGUGAGGACGACCAGGACAGCUUCGACCCGGACCUGGACUCGGACACCGACUCGGACUACACCGACCCGCUGCUGCGGCCCUACCCGCCCAUGCCGGCCAUCGCGGAGCGGCUCGUCGGCGGGGCCAACACCGACCGGGCCUUCCUGCCCGGCCCUUGGAGCCCCUGCUCGGCCACGUGCGGGGAGGGCUGGCAGCACCGGGAGGUCCACUGCCGCGUGUACCUGGAGGGCACCAAGGCCAGGGCGCGCAUCGACGACCGCGAGUGUCCGGGGCCCAAGCCGCCGGACAAGCAGACCUGCUCCGGGCCGCCCUGCAUCAGCACUAUGACGAAGAGGUUCGUGGUGGGCGAGUGGGGCCCGUGCUCGGUGACGUGCGGCGAGGGCGUCCAGCACCGAGAGGUGUACUGCCGCCUGUUCCUGGAGCUGUCGCGCGGCACCACCACCCUCAAGCAGGACCAGUGCCCCGGCAUGAAGCCGCCAGAGUCGCGCUCCUGCACUGUGUCGCUCUGCCCGCUGGCCAACACGCUGGACAGCAGGCAGGACCACCCCAUGGCGGACACCGCCGAGUCGCCCCGCAUCGGCGGCCGCAAGGGGACGUUCUCGUGGAAGGAGCUCGGCUUCGGGGAGUGCAGCAAGUCCUGCCUUGGAGGCGUCCAGGAGUCCAUCAUCCAGUGCGUGCGAGACGACGACGGCAAGCCCGCCGCCCCCUACCAGUGUAGACACGAGCCCAAGCCGGAGCAGCGGACGCGCACCUGCAACGACCAGCCGUGCCCGCCGCGGUGGAACGUGACGGACUGGUCCACGUGCUCGGACGAGUGCGGCAUGGGCAUCAAGAUCCGCGACGUGACGUGCCUGCACGAGGUCACCAACACCAACCUGGUGCCCGUGCCCAACAACCGCUGCCCCGCGCCGCCGCCGCCAGACCGCUCCUACUGCAACGUGCUGGACUGCCAGCCCGCCUGGAACGCCUCGGAGUGGAGCAAGUGCUCGCGGCCGUGCGGCGGCGGCACCAAGACGCGCCACGUGACGUGCACGCAGCGCAUGGCGCAGAACCACGUGGUGUCCCGGCCGGCCUCCAUGUGCCCGGCGCACGCCAAGCCCGUGGAGCGCAAGCCCUGCAACCCCAAGGCCUGCUCGCCGGACGACGCGCGGCCGCGCAUCGAGGCCAACGACGAGCUGCACGUCACGGACAGCAAGCCCACCCAGAAGCAGAUGUCCGUCAAGAUCGGCGGCUCGGUGCACAUCUUCCUCGGCACGCGCCUCAAGAUCCGGUGCCCGGUGAAGCGCUUCAACAGGCCGCAGCACCUUGACGAUGAUGACGAUGGCGAAGGCGGUGACGGUUACUUCUUGCUGACCCUUGAGCGCGGGGGCGGCGGGGCCGGCGGCUCUCCCUGGGGCAGCCCCUGGGGCGACGCCCACACUGGGAGGCACAGGCGCUUCCUGUGGUGGGGGAAGGCCACGACCCCGCCGCCCCCCACCGCCUCCGCGAACGACACAGUCGUCUACGAUGACGAGGAGUCCGACCUGUCCGGGACGGCCGGGUCGGCCGGGACGGAGGAAGGGUCCCGCAUAGUUUGGCAGAAAGACGGCAAAGUCCUCCACCCCUCCAGGAAGUACCACAUCUCCAACAAGGGCGUGCUCAAGGUCGUGGACGCCAGCAUGCACGACGGCGGUCGCUACUCCUGCGUCGCCGGACACUCCUCGGCCGACCUGACGGUGGUGGUCAAGAACAUUCCCGGCAAAUUUCCGAACAGUGAAGAAGUCGGGGGUGGGCAGACCCCGCAACAGGACCCGACGUACCGGGACCGCCACGCAGAUACAGGGCGGGUUUUUCCGGGUGCGGGGGACGACAUUAGUCACGAGGUUCCGCCCACGGGAACCUCGCGCUUCGACACCAGAAGGAAGCAGACGCCGUCCCCCGAUAAAAAGUACAGCUACCCCCGCCCCGACGGCAACUCCGUGCAGGGCAACAACGUUUACAACAACUACAACGGCCACGUGUCGCGGCCGCCGUACCGCAACGAGUACCCGAGCACCCCGGACGACGAGGACGACGAGGACGACGACGGCGACCCCGAGGACGGCAGCACGGCCUACCCGGACGCCACGGCCUCGUCGUCGGCCACGCGCAGCGCGCCGCCCCUGCACGGGCUGGUGCGCCACUUCCAGUCGGUGGUGGCCUUCUCCUUCAUCCGCCAGGUCCUGUCGGACAGGCUGUCCACGCUGCCGCCCCUGCUGUCGCGGCUCGACCAGCGGCCGGCCCCGGCGGACAGUCCCCCGGCCGCGGACGCCGCGGUCGCCGCAGACCAGGACGCCGCCACCACCACGGAGGCCGCCGUCGGCGCGGGGGUGCUUCUGGGGAAGGGCUCCGCGGCCGCGGCCGAGCUCAAGUUCGAGUGGGUCAUCACGCCGUGGUCGGACUGCUCCGAGACGUGCGGCGGCAACGGGUUCCAGCUGCGCGGCGCGCAGUGCACGGUCCGCCGGUCGGGCAACGCCACCCGCGGCGCUGCAGGCACGCCCGGCCCCGCCACCGAGUCCGUGGACGCGGCGCUGUGCGACGACGCCGGCCUGCCGCCGCCCUCCACCUUCCAGCGCUGCGGCAGCGACGAGUGCCCGCGAUGGAGCGCCGGGGAGUGGUCCACCUGCGAGGACAGCCGCUGCUUCGCCUGGAACACCGCCAUGCAGCGUAGAGACGUUGAGUGCAAGUUGCCUAAUGACACACUGGUAGACCCCCUGCUGUGCGACGAGGCCGAGAAGCCCCCCGUGCGCCUGGAGUGCUACAACGACCGCUGCAAAGGCACCUGGAGAGUCGGCGAGUGGUCAGAGUGCGGGGCUCGCUGCGACGGCCAGGGGGUGAAACACCGCAUCCUACAGUGUGUGUGGUUCGGCACCAAGAAGGCGGCCGGGAACGCGUGCAGAGAGCAACCCAGGCCCGUGGUCAUGAAGUCGUGCAAGGGACUUCCCUGCGCCCAAGGAGGCGAGUGUCGCGACGAAUCUCAGUACUGCGCAACAGUUCGCGCCAUGAACCUGUGCAGGCUGCAGCGUUAUCAAACUCAGUGCUGCCAGUCGUGCAGAUCCAACCGUGGCUGAACCCGACUCAGACAUCGACUCAAGUGUACUGACUGCAAUAAAAACCAUAAUAAUAAUUAUUACAGUAAUAGCAAUCCCGCCUCAAAGGCUUAAGAUCCUCUUUAUAAAUGAAGAAUGAAAGUUUGUAAAUACUGUAUUAGUUAUAAGUUUUAUGAAGAUGGAAGAUGAAUGGUUACAAUUAUUUAAUUUGAGUGUGGAAGCCUUCUGUGUUCAUUACUGCUGAUUGACGGUGUGACGAAGGGCAGUUAAACAUAGCUUAAUUUUCUCUUGAUUAGUUUUUAUGCAUCAUAAAUGAUCUGCAUGAUAUUUUUUUUCCUGUGUUACUAGGGCAUUGACUGCAAACAUUCCCAUUAGAAACCUUUUUUCCCCCCCAUUACCACUUUGGUAUUUUAUGCGUGACUCAUCUACGUCUUGAAUUCAUAUGCCAUCAGUACAGUAUUGUAUCUGUAUUGUGGUUUCACCUGCAUCAUACAUUUCCACUAUGUCUAAGCUCCACUUACAAUUAUAUUUCCAGUAUUGUUGAUUUAAGAAACAACUCUUGUUUCCUUAUCUUUUUGUUUCUUUCAGUUGCUUUUGUUGGAUUGGCAAUGAUAUAAGUCGUGUAUUUUACAUCUUAGUAUUUAUUAAAAUCAAAUCAGGGGAAGAGGAAUUCUUGAGACCUGCUAGUUGUUAUUGGGACAUAUGAAACAAAUAAGUCUGGUUUGUUCCACUUAAAUAAAUAAGCAAGCUAAUUGGGACAUAUCUGUUGAUAAAUGUGGAUAGUUAUGUAGAUCUAUGGAUUCCAGAAUGAUUUGAAGCUAUUUUCAUCCAUAUAUUAUUUAACUAAUCUGUAAGUAAGAAAUUUUCAACUAAAAACAUGGGGCGCUUUCUAAGAAUGUUUUCAAAACUGAAAUGACAGUUCCUUUGUGACCGUUUCUAAACUUAUUUCCUAAGGAACGGUGUGCAUGCUCAUUGAAUUUACCUGAAGAUCAGGUUUUGUUAAAACAGGUCAGUAUUUGAGAUUACAAAGGAAUUUCGUUUCUGAAAAACAGAAAGGUUUAGACUUAAGAAAAUGCCUGUGGAACGUAGUAAUUGACUCAAAGUUCGUAAUGUACAAAACAAAAAUUAACUUCUAAGUUUCAUAUAAUGUUUAAAUUAGUUCAGGGAUGUGCACAUUUUGUAAAUACUACUAUUUAAACGCUGCUCAGCAGUACCUAUGGACACCUAAAUUUAACUGUAUCCAUAAUAACCGGAAAUCCAGUUUGAACUAGUGAAUCCCAAUUGCUAUAGCAACUUGCUAUGUGUAGCAUUUUCCUUUUUUCACAAGUAUUAUAAGGAUAAUCAAACAUGUGCUAUCAUUCACUUCCUAUCAGCUUGUAAAUGUAUCUAUUUGUUGCACUGUACAUAAUGAUGUCUCUCACUUUAUCUGAGAUUUCAGUUAUCUUCCAAACCAAGAGUAAAGGAAUAGUGCUUGUACAUUGAUUGCAAGUACAGUUAUGAAAAUGUACCGCUUUAAAAAGAACUCCUCCCUUGGCUUACCUGGGUGCAAGAAAAAAAUUGCAUGUGAAUGUCCUCAUAGUACAACACAUUUAGAGAAAACCUAUUCAACUGCACAAAGUUUUUGUUUUUUAGUUGCACAGAGACUUUGUGAGAGGCGUCUGUGGGUCUUCUUGACUUUCUAAGAAAUGUGAAAAAUAUGGCCUUAAUUUUGUCAAAACAUGCCUUUGAACAUGCAAAUUUUUGUUAGUAUCUGUAUUUUAUAGCAAUGAUAACUCAAUGUCAAAAUUCUUAAUGAUGUUCAGCCAAUUUUAAGUUAUGAGAGGAAUGCUUCUGCGCUCUCUAUGUUUCAAAGGGCAGUCAAUUUAAAAAUUAUUAUUACAUUGUUUAUUUUGAAGUUAAAACUUCCACCCUCCUUAUAACAAUUCAAUACGAAUCUAAUAUGGCAUGAGGUUGUGUAAAACCCAUACAUUUCUGGGCCUGGGCAGAUGAGAUCCAUAAAAGCCCUGAAUCUCAUGCUGCUUCACAUACAAGGACAUCAAAAUCAUCAUACUCCCAAAUUUGUUAUUAUCUUUUGUUUCUAUUUGAAUUUUGUCAAAAUAAAGUUAUUAAAAACAAUGAA